Pristis pectinata (smalltooth sawfish) is the source of this 1272-nucleotide messenger RNA. RefSeq names its product myelin protein zero-like protein 3. Bases 232 to 942 code for a protein of 236 amino acids. Gene Ontology annotation, cellular component: membrane. Lineage: Eukaryota; Metazoa; Chordata; Chondrichthyes; Rhinopristiformes; Pristidae. The record is from RefSeq and is a predicted model, not a curated record. The transcript is spliced from 8 exons.
AGAGCAGUUCGCUGCCCAGGAGAAAAUCCAGGCUCCAGCUGGACAGAUGAAGUAUUAAGCAGGAUUUGAUUGACGAAACUAUACAGCAAGAUUGUUGGUGGAGUGAUCAACCUCUUAUGAUGAAUAGUAGAAUGGGACUGCUCUUCCUCCUGAUGUUUUUCAUAUCCAAUGAUAUCCAGUCGAUCUACCUGUUAGUAUCUCGACCCAGAGUAUCUGGUUGUGAACCAGGGAAUGGAUCUACUGUUAAACUGCACAUUUGACUACCAAGAACAUAUUCAAAUGCACAACGUCAAGCUGGAAUGGUUCUACAUCCCUAAAGGUGGUACUGAAGAGAAUUCGAUUUUCUUUUACUACCAAAACCUCAGUACAGUGGCACAAGACAGCAAGUUCACCCAAAGGUUGAAGUGGGUAGGUGAUAUCAGGAAGAAAAAUGGCUCCAUUCUCAUAAGCGACAUGAACUGUACUGACAACGGCAAUUUCAUCUGUGAUUUGCGGAUCCCUAGAGUGUCGAGCCAAGUCUAUAAAAGCAAAACCCAUUUAAUAGUUUUGUGUGAAGACAGUAUGCGCUCACGAGCCAUGAACAGUCAUGUCUCCAAGGAAGUGAUACCAAAAAAUAUUAUAUAUACAUCAGCUGGGAUUUCCACCAUCUUCAUUGCACUCUCUGUAAUCCUCAUAAUCAUAUGGAAACAUCCAUCAUGCACACCACCAAGGAAUCAAAGUAUCUGUGAUCCACCUGGAAGGAAUGAGACAGGUGCCCUUGAAAACAUUAAGGAAACAGAUGGUUACUUCACUGUGACUAGGCAACCGGCACUUCUGAGCAACAAAGAAAGUACACCCACGGAGGAAAAGCAAAAUGAGGAAACAAAAAAAGAUGAAGAUGAAAUCUAUGUAACAAUGCAUGCAUUCUUAGGAACUGGGAAAUCAGACAAACCAGCUUCUUAAUCCAGACGUACAACAAUGAUACAACAAGAAUAUUCCGAUCAAGUCUAAGUGCUCUACUCUUAUGUUUUCCUGUUGAUUGUUGGGACUUUGAGGCACUAUUCACUCAUGAUUUUAGUAACACAAGAAACCUACCAACAAUUCUUCAAGAACACAUGUAGGAAUAGCUUGACACAGUGAGUGAGAGAUUCUUUCUCUCAAGUCUAGUUCCUCAAACUUCCAGAUUUAUUUCGAGUCACAUUGAAUCAAACUGUUUCUGUUUUACUGCCUGAAGAAGAAAAAAAGCACUCCUGGGUCCAACUUUUACAAAUUUCAACUGUGGUGCUUGUGAAG